Messenger RNA from Phaeodactylum tricornutum CCAP 1055/1, 1661 nucleotides. RefSeq lists its product with no specific name. Bases 132 to 1661 code for a protein of 509 amino acids. NCBI's taxonomy places the organism in Eukaryota, Bacillariophyta, Bacillariophyceae, Surirellales, Neidiaceae. Gene Ontology annotation, molecular function: protoporphyrin ferrochelatase activity. The record is from RefSeq and is a predicted model, not a curated record. The transcript has 2 exons. Gene Ontology annotation, biological process: heme biosynthetic process.
CCGGACGCUACCAACACACCGCCGCACGACAAGACUCGACCAAGAGAAACGAGUCUGUAGGAGAGGAUUACACUCCUACGGUACCGCUGACGGCAACUGCAAUUGACCGCAGUACAAGCAUACAUGCAUACAUGCACAAACACAGACACAUAGCACAUAGCAUUGACAGUAUGAGACUAUUGCACCGACAACGGAGUGUUUCUGGAAGCCUCCUUUGCGUUCUGCUCGUUUUUCUUUCGGCAGUUUCCAAAUGUCAAUGUUUCUCCACGCAUAGUUCGAGUAGACGAGACUCUUUGCAAUUGCCUUUGCAAUCAACAAUGCCACUGAAAGUCGCUGCCGCUCCCAUAUUGGAAGCGUCUCCGCUAGUAAUAGAGCCAACGAAUCCCAAGGUGGGGGUACUACUACUGAAUCUCGGUGGACCCGAGACCGGAGAUGAUGUCGAAGGUUUUCUGUACAACCUCUUUGCCGACCCUGAUAUUAUUCGACUGCCGGGGCCGUUGGCACCGUUGCAAAACUUGAUUGCCUUGUUCAUUUCCAAACGAAGAGCUCCCAAAAGUAGAGCCGCCUACGAAUCCAUCGGAGGAGGCUCCCCGAUUCUCAAAUACAGUAACGCCCAAGCCGAUUUACUGUGCCAGAGUUUGCAGCGUCGGUACGGUAUGGACGUCAAAGCCUACAUAGGCAUGCGCUAUUGGCAUCCUUUUACGGAAGAAGCACUGGACCAAAUUCAAAACGAUAGAAUCGAAGCUUUAGUGAUACUGCCUCUCUACCCACAAUUUAGCAUUUCCACCUCCGGAAGCUCCUUGCGUGUGCUACAGGAAGAAUUUUCGAAGCAUUCCGAGAAGUACAGCAAAAUGAUGCACACCGUGGUCCCUUCUUGGUACGACCGUCCCGGUUACGUCAAAGCCAUGGCAGAUCUGUUGAAAAAGGAACUCGACAGCUUUACUGAUGCACAAAUCGCUGAAGCGAAGCAAACCUCACCCGAUCAAAAGCCCCUACACGUGCUUUUCUCGGCCCACGGCGUACCGCAAAGUUACAUUGAAGCCGGCGAUCCGUACCAACGUCAAAUCCAGGAAUGUGUCGCUAAGAUUAGUGCUGAACUACCCUACGAAAAUGUACAAGUCCACCUUUCGUACCAAUCGCGCGUUGGUCCGAUCGAAUGGUUGAGACCGUACACGGACGAUGUCCUGCCCGAACUGGGCGCCUCGGGUGUCCGUAAUCUUGUGGUUGUUCCAAUUAGUUUUGUAUCCGAACACAUCGAAACCCUGGAAGAAAUUGAUAUCGAAUAUCGCGAGUUGGCAGAAGAAUCAGGCAUAUCCAAUUGGCGACGGUGCCCCGCACUCAAUACGGAUGCCACCUUUAUUGAUGAUAUGGCUGAUUUGGUCGUGGACGCUUUAGCGGAACCGGCUCAGUCCGUAACUGAAGCCUGUGUCGCGAACAUGGUGGGCGACGUGGAAUUGCAGCCUUUGGACGAGCGGUUGGGUAUCAAUACCGGUGGUGUUCAAGGGGUUGGUGCCGAAGGACUCUUGUACCAAGCCAAAUUGCAAGAGAAGGAACGAGUGAAUGCUCGGGUAGCCAUGAUGGGAGUGCUGAUUACGCUGAUGGUAGAAUUGGCGACGGGCAAGCCAUUCACCCAAAUGCUGUCGAGUCUAUCGGGAAAGUAA